GUUGUUCAAAUGAGUGGACCACCUUAUUCGAAAGAUUUUUAUAGUAUAAUGAUAAAGCUGAUCGAACCCAUUGAUAGUACAUUAGAGGCUCAAUCAGAUACAAGAUUAUUGAUUAGACAAUUCCUUGGUGAUUGCCCUCAGGAAUUAAAUGACAAAGAAAUCAAUGAAUAUGUUUCUAAAUCAAAAAUAAGGUUCUCUAAUUAG
This is a messenger RNA of Funneliformis mosseae, 204 nucleotides long. The record is from the annotation of a GenBank genome assembly. NCBI's taxonomy places the organism in Eukaryota, Fungi, Glomeromycota, Glomeromycetes, Glomerales, Glomeraceae.